Molecule: messenger RNA, 2881 nt
Organism: Lingula anatina
Lineage: Eukaryota; Metazoa; Brachiopoda; Lingulata; Lingulida; Lingulidae
Product: solute carrier family 23 member 1
Biological process (GO): transmembrane transport
Cellular component (GO): membrane
Molecular function (GO): transmembrane transporter activity
Source: RefSeq, a predicted model, not a curated record
CCCACAACAGUCGAGCAUUGUGAAAAGUCAGUAUUUAGAGCGUGGGGUCCGUAAAGUCAGCGAAAAGAGGACCCUUGUUCACACCACUCGCAGAUGAUCAAAAUUUGUGGAGUGCUUCGAUCAACCGAUGCGACAAGAGCUACCUGAGUUUAAAACAGUCCUAGUGAAAUAUAAAGGAUAUUUCUCCACUUACGGCCUACAUUGGGCAAAAAUCGCCAAAGAAAGGAUGAAAAAACUCGCAAAGAGAUUUCAGAGACGGUGGUUAUAAAACGUGAUGCAACUUAACCUUGUCGCCACAGAUAAACAAGAUAUAGAAGUAUUAGUAGCAUUCACUAAUCUUGGAGUUAUCGCACCGUCCUUGCUAACGACCUGUUAUAUAUCUGUUAAUUCGAACUGUUGAUGGUUUCACGUGUCAGGGUGGCUGACUGAGAAGUUUAAAUCAACAAAGUGAAGUUUACAGGUGAUCAUAUGAUGUCCCGAUGUGAGGAGCCACUCAGAGGAGGCAAGAACGCCGAGGAGUACAUAAGUGUCGAUUGUCAGAUGGCAGACGCUGAUGAAAUAAUCGCUGAACAAGAACCAAGCGCUGAUCAGCGUGAAGGUUCUAAUGAUGAGGAGCUGAUUUAUAAAAUCUACGAAAGCCCUCCGGCUGUUUCCGUGAUUUUUUUCGGCUUGCAGCAAGCCAUAUUAUGUGUCGCUGGCACCAUGUCUCUGCCACUGACGUUGACCAGUCUUCUGUGUGAGGAGAACAACAUUAACCUCCAGGCGGAGCUGCAGUGCAACGCUAUGUUUGUGUCGGGGAUCGUCACGCUGAUCCAGUGUACAGUGGGAAGCAGGCUACCGAGUAUACAGGGAGGAAGCAAGGCGUUUCUGGCACCCAUGAUAGCUUUGCUCUCCAUAGAGCAGUUCAAAUGUGCUUCCGAUCUAAACCAAUAUGCAGGCCAAACAGAUGCAGUGAAUUCAAGUUUAGACUUAAACACGACGGCCGUCGGUGUCAUAACGUGGCACGAGCGCCUCAAUGUUGUGCAGGGAAGCCUCAUCACUGCGUCCUUAGCUCAGGUACUGCUUGGGUGCACAGGUGCCAUUGGUUUCAUGUUGCACUUCAUAGGACCUUUGACUAUUGCGCCAAGCAUCAUCAUGAUUGGGCUGUCGGUGUAUGAAAUUAUAGCAAAACUGGCACAGCCACACUGGGGACUAUGGGCCUUGACUUGCGCCAUUGUAAUCAUAUGCGGAGUAUUCCUCGAGAAAGUGGAAGUACCUUUUGUUUGGUGGAACAAGAAACGCGGAUUUCAUAAAGUCAGCUGCAAACUCUUCGUCUUGUUUCCGGUCCUAUUUGGAGUUAUCAUAGCCUGGUCGGUGAGCGGCAUCAUGACAGCUGCCCAUGUCCUACCCGAGGGAGCCGACACCCCAAGUUUUAAGGCACGGGCUGACUUUGGCAUUGGCUCGGUACGGAAUGCCAAGUGGUUUUUUGUUCCUUACCCAGGUCGGUAUGGGCUGCCUACAGUGGCAUUAGGAGGAAUAUUAGGGAUGCUCCUUGCCACCCUUUCGUCAGUGGUUGAUACCUUGGGAGACUACUAUGUUGCGGCUAGAAUGUGUGAGAUCCCGCCCCCUCCAAGCCACGCCGUCAACCGGGGAAUAUUGGUGGAAGGACUGGGCAGCGUUCUUGGGGGUUCCAUCGGCAUUGGUCAUGGUACGACGGUUUAUAGUGGAUGCAUUGGCUUCAUUGGAAUAACAAAGGUGGCCAGUAUAAGAGUGUUCCAGGCGGCAGGUGUAAUAAUGAUCAUUAUGGGGCUAUGUGGCAAAUUUGGUGCCCUCUUGGCGGCCAUUCCUACUCCGAUACAAGCUGGGGUCAUGACUAUUGGGUUAGGGGUGGUGAUUUCAGUGGGCAUUUCCAAUGUGAAGCACGUCCAUCUCUCCACAAGAAACGUGUCCAUCCUCGGGAACUCGAUCCUUAUGGGAUUCGUGGUAUCGGAAUGGGUGAAAAAACACACUGAUGCAAUUGACACCGGAAGCCCAGAAGUCGACCAGAUGUUGAUUGUCCUCUGUACAACGCCAAUGUUUCUCUGUGGAGUGCUGGCGUUCAUUCUAGAUAACACAGUGCCAGGGACUCUAGAAGAGCGCGGCAUACUUAGCAUGCGAGCAGAAUUGACCACGAAUUCCACAGCAGGGUCACAGGGCGCCCACAUUUGUGAACUGGAGAGCUACAGACCCUACAACAUUCCUUAUCUGACCCCCUGGCUGCAGAAAUAUAGCUGGUCUAGAUUCAUACCGUUCCUUCCUACUUUUAAAGAAUCGUCCUUAAAAUGUCGAAUUAAUUGUUGUGAAAAAGCCAAAAGGUGUUUCAAACCGAGCUGCCGGGUUGUGUAGGCGAAUAUUGAAUAUUAUGCAUGAAUAUGUUGUUGUGGUUGCACAAUUUGACAGCAAGAAGCUGACUGCACGACCAGUUUUUCAAAACUGUUGCAGGAAAUAUCCGAUUGAAUCUUACUAUGAACUGCAACCUUGCGUUUCUGUAUCCAUGUAUAAGGAGUGUCUCCAGGGAAAAUUUUUUUGGUUUCGAAACGGUUUAUGCGCUCGAAAUAUUAUAAGAGUUAUUUAGCAUAAAUGUCAGAAUAAAUCAACUGUAAAUUGACUAAAGACAUUUGAGUUACAGACACAAAGAAAUGUUACUGAGGACUCCCAUGGUUAUGAAUUCUGCCCCACAACUGGCCGAUCGGUGAAUGAAAGGGUGUUAGAUGCAGUAGUUGCUUUGCACUAAGCACAAAAUAUAAGCGAUAAUUUUUAACAUCUGUAAGGUAUAUACCGGUACUAUAGUUUUUAUUAAGGAUAAGGGCGUCUCUAGGUUAAACAUACUCAAUACAUUUAUUUAAUAAUAAUAAUAAUAAUA